Molecule: messenger RNA, 2000 nt
Organism: Medicago truncatula (barrel medic)
Lineage: Eukaryota; Viridiplantae; Streptophyta; Magnoliopsida; Fabales; Fabaceae
Product: protein JINGUBANG
Exons: 1
Coding region: 408-1781 (457 amino acids)
Molecular function (GO): protein binding
Source: RefSeq, a predicted model, not a curated record
AAUUGACCAAAUCAAAUGUGAUUUAGACGGGUCAAAUAAUCCCAUUGACUCAUUCCAAAUCUAAAUUUACACAAUUACCUUGUUUAGUCAUUCAAUUACCACCUAAUCCUAACACAACAUGACAUGGCAUAACACAAUUAUCCUUAACAAGCAACACAAUUACAUGCCUAACAAACCACCUUGUCUGUCAUUCAUUUCUUACAUCAAACCAAACCAAACCAUAUUGUCUAUUCUCAACCUUCCUUUCAUGUUAUGUAAAACAAACAAAACCUUAAUUUCUCUUCUUUUCCUUUAUCCUCUUUAUUCCAUCCAGCUCCAAAGCUACAAUAAAUAUAAUUUAUCAUUUCUUUUAUGUAACUUUGCAUGAGAGGAAGUAAGGAAUAAAUAACUAAUCAACAUUAUUAGCAAUGACAGGGUCAUCAAGAAAAGGACAUACAUUCUUGGAUGAAGGAAGCGUUCAUGGUAGAAGAUUUGGCAAAUUGAAAAAAGACGAAUUUGACGGUUACAACUCCGACAACCAUCCUCGAAAAAACAGCCCUAUCAAAACAACUGAUGCACCCCAUUUAGAUCCUCAAAUGGCAUCAGAUAAUUCACCUUAUGAUGCAUCUCUUUCACCAUUAUCAAAAUCACCAUGGCAUGUUAAUGAAGAAGCUUCGUCUAGCGAAGAAGCUCUUGUUGGUUCAUUAGUUCGCGAAGAAGGUCAUAUUUACUCGCUUGCAGCGACGAAGGAUUUAUUAUACACCGGUUCUGAUAGUAAAAACAUUCGUGUUUGGAAGAAUCAAAAGGAAUUCGCGGGUUUUAAAUCAAAUAGUGGUUUAGUUAAAGCAAUUGUUAUAGCCGGUGAGAAGAUUCUCACCGGCCAUCAAGAUGGAAGAAUUCGUGUUUGGAGAGUUUCAAACAAGAAUGAACAAACUUAUAGAAGAGCCGCGACAUUGCCUACGCUAAGAAACUAUAUCAAAUGUUCAAUGAAACCGAGUAAUUAUGUUGAGGUUAGAAGACACCGUAAUGUUUUGUGGAUUAAACAUUAUGAUGCAAUUUCGUGUUUAAGUCUAACGGAAGAUCUUUCGUUAAUUUACUCUGCUUCGUGGGAUAAGACUUUUAAGGUUUGGCGUGCUUCAAAUUACAAAUGUUUAGAAUCAGUAACAGCUCAUGAUGACGCUGUUAACGCGCUAGUUGUUGGAUUUGAUGGUUUGGUUUUUACCGGUUCAGCUGAUGGAACAGUUAAGAUUUGGCGGCGUGAGAUGCAAGGAAAAGGAACAAAACAUUUCUUUUCACAGACAUUGUUGAAACAAGAAUGUGCAGUAACAGCUUUAACAUUAAAUUCUGAUGGGACGUUUUUAUACGCGGGUUCUUCAGAUGGGUUGGUCAAUUAUUGGGUCCGCGAAACGAAUUUGGAACAUUGUGGAAUUUUGAGGGGUCAUAAAUUGGCGGUUUUGUGUUUGGUGGCGGCUGGAAGUUUGGUGUUUAGUGGUUCUGCUGACAUGGCAAUUUGUGUGUGGAAACGAUCGAUUACUAAUGAACAUGUUUGUAUGUCAGUGUUGAGUGGACAUACUGGACCGGUGAAGUGUCUCGCUGCUGAGAAGGAUCUCGAUGUGAUGUUACACGAGCGAAAGUGGAUUUUGUAUAGUGGAAGUUUGGAUAAGUCCGUUAAGGUUUGGAAGGUUAAGGAGAAUGCGCCCCCCGGACAACAAACUCACCAACAAGCACCACGACUUAGUGUUAGUAGUGGUGAGUUUCCUAGAGUGUCGUCGUUGCGAAAAAUGGGAUCACGAAGAUACUAGCAUUUGUGUUCAUGAUUGAAUGAAUGAUGAUGUUGCAUAUUUUUUAAUUUGAUUACUGGAACUAUUUGUUGCUGAGUUUAAUGUGCAAAUGUAUGUACUAGAUUAGUUAAUUAAUUAGUUAGUCUUUGGGGGUAUAGAGGAUAAAUUAAUGUUUAUAUUGCUAACUCAUAAAUUUUUCUGUCUUGAUUGUGAAUUGUAAAUGUAAUUAUGACUUUCUUC